UCUUACUUUCUCGACUGACUGCAGCGACGCUCUUCGCCACAGCCAGCCCCUCUCUCUGAAAUUCAUCUUUUGUGUAUACUUAGAAAAGGUUCUGACGUCUGACCGUUGACAACUUAUCACUACCCGUCAUGUUGGCCGCACUCGCGCUUUCAUUAUUGGCCACCGAGGCUCAUGCCCAUGCGGGAUGUGGAGGACACGAGAUUGGCAGGAGAAAUUUGGGUCUCAUGAAUCCUCGACAGGCUGCCCCCACAAAUGUGGCCAGCGGUGCCGUGUCGAUUGACCCCGCAUUCGAGUGUACCGACUACUACUAUGAACCCGCCUCGAAACUCGUCCCUUUGUAUCCACCCGUUUGGCCAGAGAACAACGUGACUGGAGCACAAGAAUGUGCCGAUAUUUUACCUAAUGACACCGAGGCGAUGGCUCUGUUUCAGCCGAUCAACGCCACCUUGAAUGCCAAAUUCCCAAAUGAUCGUCCACAUGGAACCCUCUUAGGAGACUUUGCCGGUGUCCAGUACAACUAUACCGAUCCCGAUUGCUGGUGGUCUUGGGCCAAGUGCGACACUCCCAAAGCCGACACCGGUCUACAACCUGAUAUCACCACGGUUCCGACACCGGAAACCUGGGGUCUCGGAUUUGACGAUGGACCCAACUGCAGUCACAAUGCGCUCUAUGACUAUCUUCAGGAGAACAAUCAGAGGGCGACCAUGUUCUACAUUGGCUCAAACGUGCUAGACUGGCCCCUGCAGGCUCUGCGAGCCACCACAGACGGUCAUCAGAUUUGCGUUCACACCUGGUCGCACAAAUACAUGACGGCUUUGACCAACUCCCAAGCGUUUGCCGAACUUUACUACGCUCGAAAAGUCAUCAAAGACCUUCUUGGAGUCACCCCUCAGUGCUGGCGACCACCAUACGGUGAUGUCGACAACCGAAUCCGUUACAUAGCUUCUCAGCUCAACUUGACGACCAUUGUCUGGUCCGAUGAUUCUCAAGACUGGCGAGAGGGCGUUCCGGCCGACAAUGUCACUGCUGCCGACGUGACGCUCAACUACCAAGCAGUCGUGGACAAGGUCUCCAACGGGACAUACAUCAACCACGGUCCCGUCGUUCUGACACACGAACUGACCAACUUUACCAUGUCCGAGUUCAUCUCCCAGUACCCAUCCAUCAAGAAUGCUUUCAAGCACGUCGCCCCUCUUUGUGUGGCUUACAAUAUUACACACCCCUAUGUCGAGACAGAUAUCGUUUGUCCAAGCUUUUCCCAGUACAUUUCCGGAACCAUCAACAUUUCCUCGUCAACCCCCAUGGAUUCAUCGUCGUCAUCCUCAUCAGGAACCACCUCCAUGUCCGGCUCGAUGACUGGAUCCAUGACUGGUUCUGCGACCUCAUCUGGGACUUCCGCUUCAGCGACAUCAAAGAGUGACACGAAGACAGGAUCAGCAACACCAGCCAUGAAAUCUUCCUUCGGCCUCGGUGCCAGUUUACUUGGCGCCAUGGUUGCUGGACUCUUGUUGGCAUGAUAACGUCGCAUUUUUAGUCCCGUUCGUAGAGUCAUGUAGCUCCCCCAUGGACAAUGUAUCUGCCGACGCGCGGUGCUUGGG
Molecule: messenger RNA, 1598 nt
Organism: Kockovaella imperatae
Lineage: Eukaryota; Fungi; Basidiomycota; Tremellomycetes; Tremellales; Cuniculitremaceae
Exons: 6
Coding region: 129-1517 (462 amino acids)
Biological process (GO): carbohydrate metabolic process
Cellular component (GO): membrane
Molecular function (GO): chitin deacetylase activity
Source: RefSeq, a predicted model, not a curated record